Messenger RNA from Aphis gossypii (cotton aphid), 435 nucleotides. RefSeq names its product synaptic defective enhancer 1-like. The transcript is spliced from 2 exons. The coding region runs from base 1 to 435 and encodes 144 amino acids. The record is from RefSeq and is a predicted model, not a curated record. Lineage: Eukaryota; Metazoa; Arthropoda; Insecta; Hemiptera; Aphididae.
AUGCACGGCCCGACGAGUACCGCCGUGGCCUGCGCGCUGUGGCUGGCCUGCGUGACGCCGCUGCUGGUGGCCGACGCGGCCGCUCCGGUGGCCCGCCGUCCGCACGACAGGCGCGUCCGGCCCGCCGGGUCGACGGUGGCCGCAGCGGACGGUUACGUCGCCGCCGAGCCUGCCGCCAACGCCGCCACGGCCGGCGACGACUACGACGCGUACGACGAAGAGUACGAGGACAGCGGAGAUUCACGCAAGCGGCCGCCACCGCCUCCUCCGCCGCCGCCGCCGACGACGACUACGUCUCCGCCCGACCGCCGCGAAUCAAUGAACAAAUCUUCGUCGGACUCAUAUUCCCCAACUUCACUACCACCUAUACAGCCACCUUACGAUGUUCAACCAACAGAACCUGAUCAACCAGAGCAGUAUCCAGAAGGAUUAUAG